Messenger RNA from Pseudo-nitzschia multistriata, 1270 nucleotides. NCBI's taxonomy places the organism in Eukaryota, Bacillariophyta, Bacillariophyceae, Bacillariales, Bacillariaceae. The record is from the annotation of a GenBank genome assembly.
UUUCGAUCAAAAUUAAUCGCAAUCAUCGCAUAGCAGCGACUUCGGUAUAAGCUCCCUACGGCAAGCAAGCAACAACUGAAACAUUCUCACGAGUCGGUAUGUAAUUUAUUGUGUUUAGACGAACUGUGUCGUCAUCAUUUGCGUAUGAACGCCAAUAUCCAGUCGCCUCUGAACGCAAAUCCUUGAUUCAUUCUCUUGUUCGAACCAUCCUUAGUAUUUAAAAGCGAAACGAAUUUUUUUCUGCGAAAUAUGUUUCUUCGCAUCCACACUUUGAUCGGCCUGAUCUUUUUUCUCGGUGUGUCUAUUGUUGAAGCCAACGACGAUACUGUUUCAGAUAGACGAUAUCUCCAUCAAAAUGACGAAGACAACUACGUAGCAGAUUACUAUGACGAGAAUGGUUUCGAGGAGACUGAGGGAAAUCGCGAGCUGAGACCUUACAAUUACGGUUACAGACCUUCCCUUAGACAAAGGAAUUACAAUCGUGGGUAUGGAAUGAGACAACAGUAUGGAUAUCAGGCGCCAAAAAAGAUGCCAAACCCUAAGUUUGGAAAAACCUACAAGGCUGGUAAAAGCAGCAAGAACACUCCAAAAUACAAGGGUCAGCCAGUUUACAAGCAAGUAAACAGGUAUCCGCAAAGGGGUAGCAACAGCUACUUAGGUCAGAGGCGAUGGGAACCAGUGCCAGGGGAACCAAUGCCGUUUGUCAAAACAGGGCCGAUUCCAAUCUUAAUCAUCGAUGAGCAAGGAACAUCCGGUAUGAGCGAUCAAGAAAUUCAAGAUGCUAUCAACAACGCUGAAGGCGCCGCUUUCCCACUAGAACCAACUGACGAUCCAACUCGGAGACCCACUCACAAACCUACCAAGAAGCCAUCCCCACGUCCCACCAGAACUCCCACCCGCCGUCCCACCCGUAGACCGACGCGCCGACCGACACGCCGACCCACCCGUAGACCGACGAAAAGACCAACGCGCCGACCCACCCGUAGACCGACACGAAACCCCACCGCAAGGCCCACAAACCAGCCGACUAGAAGGCCCACAAACCAGCCGACUAGAAGGCCCACCAAUCAGCCCACUGACGCGCUAUAAGAACGCUGUUCGUAUGAUUAAAUGGAAAUCGAAGUCAAUCCUUACGUAAAAUGAGAAGACAGGACAACAUAUAACCGUGGACUGUUUAUAUUUGUUUUGAGACUGGUAAUCAACUCCAUUCCUAUUUUGUGGAAUCGACACUGUGAAAUACAUAUACAUAUAAUCAAUAGAGAAAUGAGAC